AAAUUAUAAAUGCAUUGUAGUUGUGAUAAAAUAAUUUUGUUGUAAAAACAAGUGAAAAUACUUGUUUAAUUGAAAAUUUAUAUGUAAAAAUUGCAACAAAUUUAUACUGUUCACACCAGAAGUAGUGGUUCCAAAAUUGAAAAUUGAAGUUUUAUGUGUAAAAAUGUUACUGAAUUUCUAUCAAUUGUAAGACGGUGCAAAUAAUUGUGUUCAGAAUUCGAAUUAGGAAUUCUCGUUUUAAUUAUAGUGAAAUCAAAUGUGUAAAAAGUUUGAAUUUAUAUUGGGAAGUGUGUAAAUUAAAACUUUUACUAUUUUUUUUAAAUAUGAGAUUUCUGGUACCUUGUUUGCCUGAUCCUAAUGCAGAUGGCGGUAGAACUAAACGGAUUGACAGAGAUAUAAAAAACUGGAUCAAACCAUACAAUGAUGCAAUAAAACUAUUGCUUCUGGGCACCGGCGAGAGCGGGAAAACUACAAUAAUAAAGCAAAUGAAGAUUUUACAUGUACAAGGUUUCUCGUCGAGUGACCGAGAAGAGAAGGUGAAGUACAUAAGGCAUAACGUACACGAGUCUAUAUAUGACAUUGUUCGCAACAUGACCCCGCUCAGUAUUGGACUGCAGAAUAUCAAGAAUGUACAGGCGCAACAGUACAUCCUGAAGUGUGGACCGGACGGGCCCCCUGAAUACAACGAGGAGUAUUUUGACUAUGUGAGGGCGUUAUGGAAGGAUGGCGGCGUGAGGGAAUGCUUCAGCAGAUCCAACCUGUACCAGCUCAUUGAUAGUGCUCAAUACUUCCUAGAUAGAAUAGAUCUUAUAGAGAAGCCUGAUUACGUGCCGACAGACGCGGAUAUCUUGAGGUGUCGGCAGAAGACCACCGGGAUACAGAAAAUUGAAUUUAAAGUUAAGGUACCUAAAGCGAUGCAUGGGGGUGUUCAGGACUUCUGGAUGUUCGAUGUUGGUGGACAGAGGGGGGAGAGGAAGAAAUGGAUACAGGUGUUCGAAGGUAUCCACGCCAUCUGGUUUCUGGUGGCCUGCAGCGACUUCGACCAGACUCUGAGGGAAGACGAGACCCAGAACAGGCUGAAGGAAGCGUUAGUUCUAUUCGAAGAUGUGUGGUUAAGCAGGUUCCUUCUACGAGCGGGCCUAAUAGUGUUCCUCAAUAAGCAGGAUCUACUGCAGCACAAGAUCUCGCAGGGACGCUGCAUCGGGGACUACUUCCCGGAGUAUCACGAGUUCGAAGCAUCAGGCGAUGAGUACAAUCGCACUAAAUUGUUCAUCAGGAGUAUGUUUGCUAAUCUAACCAAAAAGAAACGCGAGAGGAAGCCAAUAGCGGCGUCCGCUGAAAGCUUCGUCAUCCAGGAAGUGAACCGUCCGAGGGAGUGCUACUUCCACUUCACGACCGCCACAGACACGGAUAAUGUCAGAACAGUCUUCAAAGAUGUCCACCAGAUGAUAUUAGCGGAAAUACUGAACAAUAUUGGCGUUUAUUAAUAGAUAGAAAUAGUAUUUUAACUAGUUAUGACAGACUUCUAUUGCUUGCGAUUGACUUCGACUAGUAGUAAUUGAAUUUGACGGGUUAUGACUGACUUCUACUGGUUGCGACUGACUUCGACUAGUUGAAAACGAUUUCGAUUGGUUAUGAUUGUGACUAAAUUGGACUAUUUGUAACUGACUUCGACUACUUGAAUCCGACUUAGACUUGACCGACUCGACUAUGUUGUGGGUGAUUUGUACUGGUUGAGCCCGACUUCAGCUAGUUGCUGUUGCUACCUACUUCGACUAGUUGUGAUUGAAUUUAACUGGUUGUGACUCUCUCUGAUUGGUUGGGGCCGAAUUCAACUUGUUGCGACUUAUUUCGACUAUCAAUGAGUGACAUUGACUAUUAACGACUGACUUCGACUAUUUCGACUAAGUUCUAAUGAACUUUGACUUUUUAGAUAUUUAUUUUUAUUUAUUUAUGAUAAUUAUAUUGUCCAAAUGUAGCUCAUGGUUCAAAGGCGGAUUUAAUGAUAAAUGAUAUCUAUUUAUUGAUAAAAUAUAUUAUUUAUUUAGGAAUUUUUGUCCACUUUUGACAUUUCAAUCAUCUCCUAGUUUAACUUUUGUUUUCAAAUACUAUAUCAUGGGGCUUGCCUGUUAUAAUAAUAAAGAACGAUGUUUUAAUAAAUAACAAA
This is a messenger RNA of Galleria mellonella (greater wax moth), 2167 nucleotides long. It is a transcript of the gene Galphaf, whose product is annotated as guanine nucleotide-binding protein G(f) subunit alpha. Gene Ontology annotation, cellular component: heterotrimeric G-protein complex. Bases 324 to 1487 code for a protein of 387 amino acids. Gene Ontology annotation, biological process: adenylate cyclase-modulating G protein-coupled receptor signaling pathway. NCBI's taxonomy places the organism in Eukaryota, Metazoa, Arthropoda, Insecta, Lepidoptera, Pyralidae. The transcript has 9 exons. Gene Ontology annotation, molecular function: guanyl nucleotide binding; G-protein beta/gamma-subunit complex binding; G protein-coupled receptor binding. The record is from RefSeq and is a predicted model, not a curated record.